AAAAAAAGUUCUAAGGACAUGCGCGCUCCGCUCAGAGGAGAAAUAAAUGCGUCAACUUCUUCAGUUUGUAGGAGUUUACUCUUUAAUGCGUUGUAUGUUUACAGGACAUGAGCGACGAUGAAUGAAGAUGCGUUCGAGGUCCCGGAGAGGACCGAGUACCGCUACCUGGUGCAGGAGGAGGAGGAGGGGGAGGAGGUGCAGUACGUGCGCCACAGACACUACAUCAGCCCCCUGCUGGUGCUCUCCCGGCGCUGCAUCUUCCUCAUCUGCCUGGCCGUGUUCGCCCUGCUCUCUCUCGCCACCUACCUGGGAUACCUGGCCCAGACGCUGCCGCAGGGCAGCGUCCAGGUGAACACGCACUGCGGCGCGUUCAGGGGACGCCACAAAAAUGGCGCAUACUCCUUUAAGGGCAUGCCCUACGCGGCUCCACCUAUCGGCAGCCUGCGCUGGGCCCCCCCGGCCGAACCGCUGUGCAAGGGCGGGGUGACGGACGCCGGGCGCUUCCGCAGCGUGUGCCCUCAGGUGCGUCCGCUGGCGAGCACGGGGCGGCUGAUGGGCCAGGAGGACUGCCUCUUCGUCAACGUGUGGACGCCAACGCUGCAGCCGGACGCCAAGCUGCCCGUCAUGGUCUGGAUCCACGGAGGAUACCUGCACAUGCUCAGUGGAGGCGAGCCCGGCUACUCGCCCACCGAGAAGCUCGCCGCCGACACGCAGAUGGUCUACGUCAGCUUCAACUACAGACUCAAUGCCUUCGGCUUCCUGGCGCUGGAGGUGCUGAGAGAAGGUUCUCCGAAGAACACCUCAGGGAACUAUGGCUUCCUGGACCAGAUCGCAGCUCUGAAGUGGGUCCAGAGGAACAUCCACGUGUUUGGAGGAGAUCCCGGGAAAGUCACCAUAUUUGGACAGAGCUCAGGUGGGACCUCGGUGUGGACCAUGAUGAUGUCUCCGCUGGCGAAGGGUCUCUUCCACGCCGCGGUGGACAUGAGCGGCUCGUACGCGUACAACGCCACGCUGGAGCGGGCCGAGUCCGACAACCUGGCGUUCCUGAAGAAGACGGACUGCAGAGACGCCGGCUGCCUCAGACGUCUCUCCGUCAGACAGGUCCUGCAGGCCAUCCCGUGGCAGGAGUUCCCCUCCUGGGCAGCAGAUGAGAUGACAGACCUCCCCGUCAGAGGGCGCUUCAUCGGCCCGGUGGCCGUGGUGGACGGAUACGUCCUGGAAGCUCCACCUUUCCAGGUGUGGGACAAGAAAGGAGACCACAGUGACGUUCCUUUUGUCGUCGGGACAACGGAGCAGGAGGCUGACUUCAGCCCGGCGGCUGCAAACAUUUCCAUGUGGACCUGGGGGGACUACCAGUGGUUCGUAACAGAUAAACUUCAGUCCUUCAGUGAGAAUCUCUCCAAAGACGCGUUGGAGCUGUACCCGAGCUCCGCGCCCUGCCCCACCACAGACCGCUGUCCGGAGAGGGCCUACACCACCAUGGUGUCCGACAUCAGGACCACCUGUCCCAACAACGACCUGGCCUGGAGGGCUGCAGCGGCCCUCGACAGUCCCGUGUACCGAUACGUGGUGACACAUACACCGUCAGGACCGGUUACCGCGUCUGGCGACCUGCUGCCGUUCCCCAGCCGCUUCUCCUUCCACUGUCUGGACGCCGUGACUUUCUUCGGCGGGCUGGAGUCCUUCCUGGGCAAACCUCUCUCUGAUCGAGACAAGAGCUUCCAGGUUCUCAUCACACGCCAUCUCGUCAACUUCGCCAAAACAGGUAAGAUGGCAGAUGAGUGGCCAGAAUACCCAGCAGCCACUGCUCUCCUGUCCGACAGCCUGACGGCGGUCCACAACUACUCGGCUGUUCGGUGUCAGCUGUGGAAGGACAACGGCCUGUACGCGUACGCCUGGACCAACUGACCGAGACAACAGACUGAAGGCAGCGUUCAUCUGACCACUCAGUUAUUAAUUCAUCAGCAUGAGACUUUAUUAAAGUCACUGCUUUGUUACACCGAGACGAUCUCCCGUAGCAAGACCUCCGUCUCUCUCAUCCAGCUCAGGUCCUGCCAAUAUAUAUAUAUAUAUAU
This is a messenger RNA of Perca fluviatilis (European perch), 2075 nucleotides long. Its product is annotated as para-nitrobenzyl esterase. Lineage: Eukaryota; Metazoa; Chordata; Actinopteri; Perciformes; Percidae. The transcript is spliced from 10 exons. Bases 118 to 1908 code for a protein of 596 amino acids. The record is from RefSeq and is a predicted model, not a curated record.